AUGACUGUUAAUGAUAAAGAUGAGAAAGUGGAAUCAAACUUUAGUCUUAAAAAGAAAAAACGUAAACAUGAUACUGUUAAUGAUGAAGAUGAGAAAGCAGAAUCAAACUUUAGUCCUAAAAAGAAAAAACGUAAACUUGAUAAAGGUCGUGAUUGUUUAGUUUCUUGCAGAAAUGAAAGGAGAAUUGUGAAAAACAAAAAACACAAAAGUCAGACUAAAGCUGAAGAUGAUGAUAGAGUUCAAAAUAGAUUAGAGGAUUGGGGAAUAGCAACAGAAUCUAAUGUAUCACAAAAUAAUCAUGAAUCAACUGAAAUAAGGAAAAAGGAAAAAAGUAGCUUCCAUAUGAAAAAAGAUAAAAAGAAAAAAUGUAAAAAAAUGGAUGACCAAAGUAUUGUAGUCUGUGUUCCCAGUGAACUUUCCAUUGAUAGUGUAAUAGUGAAUAAAGACAAAACUGUGAAAAAGAAAAAGAAAAAAAGGUUCAUUUGUGAAUGA
This is a messenger RNA of Macrobrachium nipponense, 492 nucleotides long. RefSeq lists its product as uncharacterized. Lineage: Eukaryota; Metazoa; Arthropoda; Malacostraca; Decapoda; Palaemonidae. Bases 1 to 492 code for a protein of 163 amino acids. The record is from RefSeq and is a predicted model, not a curated record. The transcript has a single exon.